AUGGGUGUCGAUAACACCUCUGAAUCCGUUGCUCGUGACCUUCCAAAGGCAACUUUGGAAGGUGGAUUCGCUCGGAGCAUAGUAUCGACCCCGCUAAAUCCCCUCCCAGAGCCGCGCGUUCGACUGCCUCCGCCAAGUGGUUCCAGAACUUCACCUGCAACAACAGCACACGCUGGGUCGUAUCGAAAAGAAGCGCGACGUCAACUGUUGCCAACUGGAAUGCACCGACAUCAAGCAGAGGCGGAGGCAGGGUCAGCCUAA
Penicillium hordei is the source of this 261-nucleotide messenger RNA. RefSeq lists its product as uncharacterized. Bases 1 to 261 code for a protein of 86 amino acids. The transcript has a single exon. The record is from RefSeq and is a predicted model, not a curated record. Lineage: Eukaryota; Fungi; Ascomycota; Eurotiomycetes; Eurotiales; Aspergillaceae.